ACUAAAGCUACAGCAGCUACAGCUAAGGUAAACCUACAGCUGUAGCUACUUACUGGACUGGUUCCCAACUAGUAAGUAUAACAGCAAGCUCAUCCACAGAACUAGUUCAGUACUGGUGCAACAAAAGAUCAGUAGCAGUAUGGUACGGUACGGUACAGUACGGUACCAUGUACAGUAGACGACAAGAACAACGUCGAAAACAAACAUCACAACACGGCGUCGUUGCCAUCAGUGCCAUCAGUGCCAUCAGUGCCAUCAGUUCCAACCCAUCGAACGAACAAAUACAUGCAAUGCAUCCCCCCCGAUGAUUGUCAUCAUCCCGAAAACGACAAUGUGGACGAGAGCACCGUGCCUCAAAAGGUUGCAAUGCGUUGCUUCCACGGGCAUGGGAGCCGCAAAAAUCCUUCCUUCUGCGACUGCUGCCAGCAGAAUCUGCCGUCUGCUGUCGGCGGCAACGAUUCCCGAUGCGGCUACCCCGCAUCCGCCUUCCGGGCGCGACCCCCUGCGUCGUUUGCCAUUCUCUGUUGCAUCCUGGUACAAAAGGGCAAUGGCGGUCGCCCCCGAACCGCCAUGCUCCCAUCGAUGCUACCAUCGAAGCAGCAGCCACGAUGGAACGGGAUUCCUCCCCCGCUCCUCCCUUUCCCCGGUUGCCACGCGCCACCUUGUCCACGCGUUCCGCUCCCGAUCGCUGGCAACGGCCAAGCGGUCCCAGCGGCCGAGACCGGCAGCACCCCGGAAGCCGUGGCAGAAGAAACGCCAGAGAAUGCCGCAGAUUGCCACGGUGCUCCGAGGCAUGGGGAUCUCCUCCGCGGACUGCUCUUCGGCCCUGGUGCGGGCCUGCUCCGAGGUCCGGGGGAUCCCCCUCAACAAACGCCAGCGCUCCAAGCCGUGGAUCAUGGCCCUGCUGAUGCACCGGUACGACCGGGGGAUCCGCUGCCCCAACGAGCUCAACACCGAUUCGGUCUACUACGGGGACCAGCAGACGACGCAAAGCACAAGCACCGGCGAGGCAAUCAUCGCCAUCGACCUCCGGGAGGCCCUCACGCCGUCCCCGAGUGAGGUCCGGGGGUACCUCUCCCUCCCGAAGCGGGCCAAGGCGGACGGCACAAAAACCCCUCCCUCUCCCAGGGCCGCGGAGGAGGCCCUCCGGACCGAAAAACUCGCCCUCCUGGCCACCGAGGCCCGCCGGAUCGUCGUGGACCGCCGGAUUCCCCUGGGAGAAAUGGCCUCCCUGGGCACCGAGGCCAACGCCCGGAGGCUGUCCAAGCAGGACCCGGCCUCCUUUCUGGCCAUCUUCUCGCGGGCGGUGGCGGCGGUCGAGGUUGGCAGGACAGCUGCCGAAACGAGGCCCGCGGACUUUUCGCACCGGCGGUUCCGGCCUCCCUCCCUCCGCAAGUCCGUCUACCGGGCCCGGAAGCGCGAGCAGCGCAGGGGUGCGGAAGCGGCCCGGCGAAACGCCGCGAGGGGCGGCCCAUUCCAGAGGGGCCACCACCCGUCGUCUUUGGUGCGAACGAAACUGGCCGAGACCAACCGGCGGUGACUCGCUCGGGAAGGGGGGCCGGGAGCGGGGACGGGCAAAGACGGUGCCACCGGGCCAAUCACGAGCAGGGGCGACGAGUGACAACUGCUGCCGCAAACCAACUCCUUUCGGUGAAUGACCGACGAAAGGCAAAGCGGGGUGGCAACGAAUCAUUGUCCGUAAAGCCAAAUUAAAUCCAGAAGUUCUUUUUGCAUGCCACGGGAGGCGUUGGGCCUGGUUCGAUUCCAAUUCGUCGGGCUUCGAAGCUGAGUAGAAUGGAGACCACGACUUUUGCAAGUCAUACCUAGAGAUGUUCGAGGUCUGUUUCUUUGUUUGUAUUCCAUUGUCCAAGUAUACCACGGGAGGGGUUGGGUCUAAUUCGAUUCCAAUUCGUCAGGCAUUGUUGAAAGCGAGUAGAAUGGAGAUACGACUUCCGCAAGUCAUGCUUUGAAAUAUCCUGGGAAGUGUUUGUUGGUUGGAUUGCAUUGGUUAGGCACUGUCGUGGUAGCUUUCGAUUCAUUUUUAAAUCAAUCCAGUAGUAGCAAGACAUGAUGCCAAGUUUUCUUGCAUGCCACGGAAAUCGGUGCGGUGCAAUGUGAUGCGAUGCGAUGCGGUGCGAACUAAUGCCAUUGCACGAAUUACAAUUAGAGUCAACGGAAUACAGAGGGUACCGCAAGUGGUGGCAAAAAAUUCAUAUCUGUGACGCAAUGCUGCUGUUGUGUUUUCUUGGUAUGCAACAGGAGGCGUUUGAACAUUCUUGAUUCCAAUUCAUCACGCUUUGAAAGUGAAUGGAGCGAAGGCAUCUACUUGCAAGUCAUAGUUGGAGAUUUUGCAGGAGCCAAGUACAGGUUUGUAGCUUUUGAUAGGGGUUGAAAAUUGAAUUAACUAAUAGCACUACA
This is a messenger RNA of Pseudo-nitzschia multistriata, 2418 nucleotides long. Lineage: Eukaryota; Bacillariophyta; Bacillariophyceae; Bacillariales; Bacillariaceae. The record is from the annotation of a GenBank genome assembly.